This is a messenger RNA of Nilaparvata lugens (brown planthopper), 2481 nucleotides long. RefSeq names its product protein NDNF (gene nord). The transcript is spliced from 9 exons. NCBI's taxonomy places the organism in Eukaryota, Metazoa, Arthropoda, Insecta, Hemiptera, Delphacidae. Gene Ontology annotation, molecular function: protein binding. The record is from RefSeq and is a predicted model, not a curated record. The coding region runs from base 460 to 2214 and encodes 584 amino acids.
AAUCGAGAAAAUAAUUGAAAAGUAUCAUGUUUGUGUUAACAACAGCCAUGCGCAGAGAGAGAUGCGCGACAGAGAUUUGGCGUGCGGUGGGGAGAAAAUGUGUUAAAAGUUCCAGCGAACGCCGGAGACUGAGGCACCGGUCCCAGAUCCCAGUUCGCGCUCACUCUCUCCCGCGUUCAACACAGCCCGGCUCAGCUCACCACAUCCACUAGCCAAACUACCCCUUUUUUCUAAGGGAUGCUACAAUAAAAAGCCCUCACAGUUCAUCCCCUCUCACUCUAAACUCAACACACAUGUGCGGUGGUUUUUCUCUUUAGGGUUCUACUAGUAUCCGUCUCGAAAGCCCUUCCCGCAACAUGAAACUUUAAUAAAAAAACAAUCUACGAUUGAGACCUUCCGAGUGUUGUUAUGUUCAGUUCACACACCACUUCCGAGUAGCAUGCACUUCUGACAGCGAAGAUGCCGUGGCUUUUAUGGCUAACGUGGGUUUGUGGGGGCUUCGCAGCUGCGGUGCUAGCAGCUGGAAGGAGUCUGUCGGCAGCUGAGCAGCUUCAGCUGCAUUCACUCAUCAGUAUGGCGUCAAACGCCUCACUCAGGGAGAGGGCAGAACGAGUGCCGCCUCCACCUCCACCGCCCCCGCGCACUUUGCCUCCCCUCUCACUCCGCCCCCGCGCCGCCACCCACUACAAGUUAAACGCCAACAAGGAGGAUACAUUCCACGACAGCAUACCAAUUUUACACGAGGACCAUCAGAUCACCUCUUAUCUGCAUCACGGUGAAUCCAAGAGGUACUUUUUUCUGCUACAGAGGCCAUCCACCACACUGACGAUUAUUAUUACUCCAUGCAACACACCAAUCAAAUGGGCACUGCGCCAUCGAUACGAAAACGAGACUGGCAUAUUGACGGGGAACAACGAGAACGCACCGAUACGAGAAUCGGGGAACCUGGUGGGACAGGGGGGGCUGGUGCCCCAAAUGACGAGUGUGUCGCCGGCACAUAACGGCCUCUACAUGCUACAGGUAACUGCGCCCCCCCACUCCAGCGCACACUUCACCAUUUUCGCCACCCUCCAGCAGAGCGCGCUGCUCCCCCUCAACUCGCACAAGCAGAUCAAAAUUCGACUGCAGAAGCGACAAGUCGACAAAAAGCUAACUGUCAGAUGGGAACAGAGCCCAUACGAUCCGUAUCUGAUGAACUACUGUGUUACUGUGAGCACCAAAAGGCACUACAACAGUUUGUGUGAAGCAAUUUCCGAAUCUGAGCAGAACACAUACUACUCAAGGGAGCCACAGUAUCACUCACAUCAUUACACUCCUCAUGUCAGGGUGGCCUGUGUGAAAAGAAAAACAAGUUACACAGUUAGUAACAUGGAACGAGGCAAAAUGUAUUAUUUCAACGUGUUUGCCAUAAAUAAAAAGACAAACUUGACGUUUCCGUUCGGGAAUGCUUCGCUGCUCUACGAUGGGAGGAACAAAGCUCUCGGUCUGCGAGACAACCGUCCGGUGACCGUUUCACUCAGACACCUCGAUGGAAAGGCUAUCUUUAGAUACAAGGUAGGCAAGACUGCAAAGCCCGGCUCAACGCUAGAGUGGCACGUGUUGCCGUGCGGGGGUUCAGUGGAAGCCGAAAUACGGUUUCAGAAGAAAAUAAUCGUGCCUCGGCAGCGGAUCGACGGCUAUGGCCGCUUGAAAGUGGACGACCCCGAGGUCGGCCAGCGCUACUCCAUGUACGUCAUGUCCAGAGAUCCCGAACAGCUCAGGCGAGUUUCUGGAGUCGAGGUGCUGGCCACGAUGCACGCGACAAGUCUGCCACUACUGCCGGAGCAGUCGCGCAUCAUGGAAUACGUGGGGCUGCGCGAGUGCGACAGUGUGACAGUGGGCUGGCUGCCUGUGCCGGAGCCCAGCGACUCGGCGCACUACUGCGUGCGCGCCACACACCUACCCCCUCUCACCCCCAACCACCCAGUGCGCGCCAACCUCCACCGUCGCGCCAACCAGUGCGGUCUCGACCUCAGGCUGCGAUCGGCAACCGACUUCGCCGUCACUCAGUGCCUCGACAACUCGCCAAACGAUCCACUGUCUGUGAUAACGCAAAAGAUCGCCCAUCUAAAGCCUGGCCAUGAAUACCUCAUCCAAGUGACAGUGAAAAAAGCGCAGGGAAAAUCUCUGUCGUACGACCUUCUCAAAGUGCAAACAAAGCCCCGCUGUUCGUAGCAUCAGCAACUCCACCAACCUCACAAUUACCUCAAAUCGUUGAUUGUCAGCAUAGCCAACUGAAUCAUCAUCGAAGCUGAAUCAAAAUCAAAACUGUGCUCAAAUUCAGUGAUCUACGAUAGUUCCAUUUCCAAGAACAGUGAUUUUAUCGGAGUAACAGAAGUUUAUUCUAGUACAACUGUAAGAAACGUUUUGUAGAAACACCUGAAAAUAUUUUGUAAAUUAUCAUUUGGAAUAUUAAAACUGUUUUUAUAAAAAUUCCUUAAA